UUCAAUCAUUUUCGCUACGGUUGUGUGCGGUGCUAUUAUUUAUUUCUCAUAUUGCCAGUCGCCGCCGCUUCGUGUAAGUUCCGACGACCCCUCCGUUCAUCCACACCCAACGCGAUUAUUAGCCAAAGAUUAUGGAUGGACCGAGGCGGGCAGUGCACGGCCCGACGGCCGUAGCGGUCAUUUGGGUUGCGCUGAUGCUUUUGGAGGUCUCCGUCGAUGGGCGGCGGUUGGCGGCAGAGGCGAGCAGGGGGAGGCUUGUUUUGGAUAAUGGCCUUGGCCGAACUCCACCGAUGGGGUGGAAUAGCUGGAAUCAUUUUCAGUGCAGCAUCGAUGAGAAAUUGAUUAGGGAAACUGCUGAUUCCAUGGUCUCGACUGGUCUAUCAUCAUUGGGCUACAAGUACAUAAAUAUAGAUGAUUGUUGGGGUGAAUCAAAUAGAGAUUCCCAGGGUAAUUUGGUCCCAAAAGCAUCAACAUUCCCCUCAGGCAUUAAGUCUCUUGCAGACUAUGUUCAUGGAAAGGGUCUCAAGCUUGGAAUCUACAGUGAUGCAGGGACACAAACAUGCUCGAAGACUAUGCCAGGAUCACUAGGACAUGAGGAGCAAGAUGCCAAUACCUUUGCUUCAUGGGAAGUGGACUAUUUGAAAUAUGACAACUGCAACAAUCAGAAUGUUAAUCUGAAAGGAAGGUACAAGAAUAUGAGCCAGGCUCUUCUGAAAUCAGGAAGGAGCAUCUUCUUUUCUCUAUGUGAAUGGGGGCAAGAAGACCCAGCAACCUGGGCUGGCAGUGUAGGAAAUAGCUGGAGGACAACAGGUGACAUUGAAGACAGCUGGGACAGCAUGACUUCGCGAGCCGAUCUAAAUGACAUAUGGGCAUCAUAUGCUGGACCUGGUGGAUGGAAUGAUCCUGAUAUGCUUGAAGUAGGCAAUGGUGGCAUGACAAUUGAGGAAUAUCGAUCACAUUUCAGUAUAUGGGCAUUGGCUAAGGCUCCUUUGCUUAUAGGAUGUGACGUGCGCUUCAUGAGCAAUGAGACGCUUGCAAUACUAAGCAACUCAGAGGUCAUUGAUGUUAACCAAGAUAAACUUGGAGUUCAAGGGAAGAAAGUAAAAUCUAACGGCAACCUUGAGGUUUGGGCUGGUCCUCUCAGUGGAGGAAAGGUUGCUGUAGUUCUAUGGAACAGGGGAUCUUCUCAGGCAUCAAUUACUGUAGACUUUGCUGAUAUAGGUCUGAAUUCAUCAUCUGUUGUUGGCGCUCGUGAUCUAUGGAAGCAUUCAACUACUUCUGCUGAGGGGAAACUGACUGCCACAACUGCUGCUCAUGCCAGCAAGAUGUAUGUAUUGACACCAAAAUGAUUAAUCAUCAUCAAACUUGCAAAAAUGGUAUAUAAUUUGUAUUGAUUUACAUGGCUAUGUGAAUUUAUUAGCAGUGCUUUAACUAUUGAAACAAAUAAUAAAACAUGCAAUAAAAGUUAUGAUUUUCCUUUGA
Messenger RNA from Dendrobium catenatum, 1482 nucleotides. RefSeq names its product alpha-galactosidase. Gene Ontology annotation, molecular function: hydrolase activity, hydrolyzing O-glycosyl compounds. The record is from RefSeq and is a predicted model, not a curated record. The coding region runs from base 132 to 1349 and encodes 405 amino acids. Lineage: Eukaryota; Viridiplantae; Streptophyta; Magnoliopsida; Asparagales; Orchidaceae. Gene Ontology annotation, biological process: carbohydrate metabolic process. The transcript has 15 exons.